UCUUUCCUUUCCUUUUCAUUGUCACAUCACUCUCUCGAUCGGAAAAAAAAGAAAAGAAAAAUGGGAUCUGUACCACAUUCAACAUCCGCAUACGAUCUCUCAUUCUAUACCAAUUCCUCCUCCGAAGAAUCAUCAGUAAACCCAAAAGAUUUACGACUUUUCUUCGAAUCACAACAAAAAUACCUAAACUACUUUUUCCAAAAUCUGGAUUUAUCACAAACCUUAACAUUUACACAAACUUUGUUAAGUUCUAAAGGAACCAUCUUCUUCAGCGGUGUUGGUAAAUCAGGAUUUGUAUCACAAAAGAUCUCACAAACCUUAGUUUCAUUGGGUGUUAGAUCUAGUUUCUUAUCACCAACAGAUGCAUUACAUGGAGAUAUUGGUAUAUUAUCAAGAUCUGAUAUUCUUGUGUUAUUUAGUAAGUCUGGUAAUACUGAAGAAUUAAUGAAAUUAGUACCUUGUGCCAAAGCUAAAGGAGCCUAUUUAAUUUCUGUUACUAGUUAUCAAGGAAAUUUGUUAUCUGCUGUUUGUGAUUUUAAUGUACAUUUACCUUUGGAGAGGGAGAUAUGUCCUUUUGAUUUAGCUCCUGUUACCAGUACGGCCAUUCAGAUGGUAUUUGGUGAUACGGUUGCGAUUGCCUUGAUGAGUGCAAAGAAUUUGUCUAGAGAUGAAUAUGCUGCUAAUCAUCCUGCUGGAAGGAUUGGG
Messenger RNA from Papaver somniferum (opium poppy), 705 nucleotides. Its product is annotated as probable arabinose 5-phosphate isomerase. Gene Ontology annotation, molecular function: carbohydrate derivative binding. Lineage: Eukaryota; Viridiplantae; Streptophyta; Magnoliopsida; Ranunculales; Papaveraceae. The record is from RefSeq and is a predicted model, not a curated record. The annotation marks the transcript as partial. Gene Ontology annotation, biological process: carbohydrate derivative metabolic process. The transcript has a single exon.